GCGACAGAGAGGCGAUUUGAGAUCGUGACUUUUGAAGGUUCUGAAAUGGAUGAAGAACAUCGAGAUAUGAAAGCACACAAAGCAUACUACCAGAGGGUUGAUUUCGUAUCAAAUUCGCUGCAGGGGAUUUCCCAACUGUGCCCCUGUGGAUCAAUCACGAAGGAAAUUGUAGAUGAAGAGGAUACAUAUGACUACCUCCCUGGGAAAAGAUACUUCAUCUGCAAAGACUUCGAGAAUGACGGUCUGCAUUACAGGCAACCAUGGGUUAUGGGUGUGCAAGAAGAGGUUGAGAGGCUCAAACAAAAAGUUCUCCGCCAUGAGAACCUUCUUAGAGAGUGUGAGGCACUUAAGGCACAGGUUAAAAUGUUGGUAAAGCGGGUAUCUGAACUUGAGCGACUCUUCUGA
Messenger RNA from Brassica oleracea var. oleracea, 405 nucleotides. RefSeq lists its product as uncharacterized. The transcript has 4 exons. The coding region runs from base 46 to 405 and encodes 119 amino acids. The record is from RefSeq and is a predicted model, not a curated record. NCBI's taxonomy places the organism in Eukaryota, Viridiplantae, Streptophyta, Magnoliopsida, Brassicales, Brassicaceae.